Messenger RNA from Dioszegia hungarica, 1704 nucleotides. RefSeq lists its product as uncharacterized. Gene Ontology annotation, molecular function: oxidoreductase activity, acting on NAD(P)H; flavin adenine dinucleotide binding; 2 iron, 2 sulfur cluster binding. Bases 1 to 1704 code for a protein of 567 amino acids. Lineage: Eukaryota; Fungi; Basidiomycota; Tremellomycetes; Tremellales; Bulleribasidiaceae. The transcript has 12 exons. Gene Ontology annotation, cellular component: cytoplasm. The record is from RefSeq and is a predicted model, not a curated record.
AUGGCGUCUCAGUCCGACAUCAAGACGCUCGCGGUGAUGGAUGCCAGCGAGCUGCAGGAAGGCCAGCACAAAAACGUCGACUUCGACGGAUCGAAGAUCCUGGUGUCCAAGUUGCAGGGCCAGGUGUACGCUACCUCUGCUUACUGUACUCAUUAUGGCGCCCCGCUUGAGAAGGGUGUGCUCUCGCACGACGGUCGUGUCGUUUGUCCAUGGCACGGAGCGUGCUUCAACCUCAAGACGGGCGAUAUCGAGGACUCGCCCGGUCUCGACUCGCUCUGGAAGUUCAAGGCCGAGGAGAAGGACGGCAAGAUCAUGGUCUCGGCUAGCGAGAAGGAGGUCAAGUCCAAGGUUGGCAAGGUUGUCGCUGCGACCAAGUUCGCCCAGAAGAAGGCGGCGCAGAGCGGAAAGGAGGAGACCGUCGUCAUUGUUGGUGGUGGAAGCGGUGGUCUCCACGCCAUCGAGAGUUUGCGCAUGAACGAGUUCAUGGGGAAGAUUGUUGUUCUGUCGGAGGAGAAGUACGCCCCUAUCGACCGCACUAAGCUGUCGAAGGCUCUGGUGGACGACGCCGAGAAGCUCCAGUUCCGCACACCUGAAGUUCUCAAGAACGAUUUUGGCGUAGACUUCCACUCCGGCACGGCCGUUACCGGCGUCAACACCAAGGAACAGAAGGUAACCACCUCCUCCGGCGAGUUCUCCUACGAUCACCUCAUCCUCGCGCCCGGUGCCAAGCCCAAGAAGAUCCCCAUCGAAGGCAAGGACCUGGAGAAUGUCGUCACACUCCGCCACAUCAGCGAUGCGGCCAGCAUUAACAAGAUGAUCACCAAGGACAGCGAGGUGGUGAUCAUCGGGACCAGCUUUAUCGGCAUGGAAGUGGCCAUGGCGGUACUCAAGAAGGAGCCCAAGAGCGUCAACAUGGUUGGCGUGGAUGAGAUCCCCUUCGAGGCUAUCCUCGGCAAGGAGAUCGGUACAGCGAUCAUGGAGACGAUGAAGAAGGCGGGCGUCAAGUUCCACAUGCAGGCGGAGAUCAAGAAGCUCAACCCUACUUCGGAGGGCGGCUCCGCAGUUGGUUCGUUGUCGAUGAAGGACAAGGAGGAUCUCCCCGCCAACUUGGUCAUCAUGGGCACCGGUGUCGCCCCGGCUACCGAAUUCCUUAAGGAGAGCUUCAGCCUCGAGAAGGACGGCGGUAUCAAGGUGGACGAGUACCUCCGGGUCGAAGGCCAGAAGAACGUCUACGCGAUCGGAGACAUUGCGCACUACCCGCAGGCGCCCGAGGGGCAGCAGCGGAGGGUGGAGCACUGGAAUGUUGCUGGUCAGCACGGACGUGAAGCUGCUCACAACAUCGCCAAGCCCAACGACCUCGUCAAGUACGACAAAAUCCCCGUCUUCUGGUCCUCGGUCGGUAAGGGUUUGCGAUACGUCGGUACCGGCGGUGGCUUCGAUGACAGCUAUACCGAUGGCAGCAUCGACGAGCUCAAGGCGAACCAGUUCGCCACCUACCAAGCCAAGAACGGAAAGAUCACCGCUGUCGCCUCGAUGCAGAAGGACCCGUAUGUUGCCAAGGCUAGCGAAUUGAUUCGCUUGGGUCUGAUGCCGACCUUGGACGAGAUCAGGGGUGGCAAGGUGAGCAUCUCUCGGCCAGUUCUGUUAGAAGGGAUGAGGCUGACAGGGCAGAACAUCCUCGAGAUCAACACCAUCACGGCUUAA